Messenger RNA from Hemiscyllium ocellatum (epaulette shark), 3445 nucleotides. RefSeq names its product signal peptide peptidase 3 (gene sppl3). The record is from RefSeq and is a predicted model, not a curated record. Gene Ontology annotation, molecular function: aspartic endopeptidase activity, intramembrane cleaving. The transcript has 11 exons. Gene Ontology annotation, biological process: membrane protein proteolysis. Lineage: Eukaryota; Metazoa; Chordata; Chondrichthyes; Orectolobiformes; Hemiscylliidae. Gene Ontology annotation, cellular component: lumenal side of endoplasmic reticulum membrane; cytoplasmic side of endoplasmic reticulum membrane; Golgi-associated vesicle membrane. The coding region runs from base 744 to 1886 and encodes 380 amino acids.
ACGGGAAAGGCGGCGACAGGCUCGGAGAGAGAAAAAAAAGAGAGGGGGGGGUGGGAAAUGAGGUGAUUUUUUAAAAAAAAACAUUUUUAUUAUGAUAUCGGCUUCAUUUGGAGCCUGAGGAGUAGCGGCUGACGGACGGACGGGCGGGAGAGCACACGGUCAGCGAGCUGGUGAGAGCGGGGCCACGACCGACUGAGGGCGGAAAGGAAAGAAAAGGGAGAGAGAGCGGACAAAAAAAAAUGUAAUAAAACGGCCCCCUUUUCAGCGUGUGUGCAAAAAACACCCAACCGGAUUUGCAUUUAAUAAAAAAAGAGGAGCAUCUACCUUUCGAAGGAGAGACGCCGACAAUCAAAGGGAGAGCCGUUCAUCGAGGGGGUGGACCACAAUAUUGUGUGUGUGUGGGAGAGAGAUUUUUAAAAAAAUAUAUAUAUUUUUAUUCAGGAAAACGAAUCAUUUUGUUUUUGGUGAGGAGGAGUAUUUGUUUUAUCUUGUUUUUUAUUUGAAGCUCUCUCUGAGACACAAUGAAGGCGCCUGUCCGCCAUGUUAGCCCCAUGGGCACGGACUGACUGGAUCAUUAAACCACCCCCCCCCCCCACAAACACAUUCAUGUUUGAUGUCGUUACCUUGGCCAAAAGAAACCUUGAGGAGAAUUCUGCGGUGUUUAAUCCCCCCCCCCGAGAGGGAGGAGAGGUCCCGGAGUUUGCUGCAGCCGCCGUUGUUGUGAGUGUCCUGUCGGAGCUGCCAUGGCCGAGCAGGCAUAUUCCUGGGCCUAUUCCCUUGUGGAUUCCAGUCAAGUUUCUACCUUCCUCAUCUCCAUUCUACUUAUUGUCUAUGGAAGCUUCAGGUCUCUGAAUAUGGAUUUUGAAAACCAGGAUAAAGAUAAAGAUGUGAAUACUUCAUCUGGUACUUUCAAUGCAAACAAUGCCAACAAUAGUAUCCAGACCAUAGAUUCUACACAAGCCUUGUUCCUUCCAGUAGGGGCAUCAGUGUCUCUCCUAGUGAUGUUCUUCUUCUUCGAUUCCGUUCAAGUAGUCUUUACAAUAUGCACUGCAGUUCUUGCAACAAUAGCAUUUGCCUUUCUGCUACUUCCAAUGUGCCAGUAUUUAACAAGACCCUGUUCACCUCAGAACAAAAUUUCAUUUGGCUGCUGUGGACGAUUCACUGCUGCUGAACUACUGUCAUUUUCCCUUUCAGUAAUGCUUGUGCUUAUCUGGGUAUUGACAGGGCAUUGGCUACUGAUGGAUGCUCUGGCAAUGGGCCUCUGUGUAGCCAUGAUCGCUUUUGUACGAUUGCCAAGUCUUAAAGUUUCCUGCUUGCUGCUUUCUGGACUCCUCAUUUAUGAUGUCUUCUGGGUAUUCUUCUCUGCUUACAUCUUCAACAGCAAUGUCAUGGUGAAAGUGGCCACUCAGCCUGCUGACAAUCCUUUAGAUGUGUUAUCAAGGAAACUUCAUUUGGGACCUAAUGUUGGACGGGAUGUUCCUCGCCUCUCACUACCUGGAAAAUUGGUGUUUCCAAGUUCCACGGGCACCCACUUUUCAAUGCUAGGAAUUGGAGACAUUGUCAUGCCAGGACUUCUGUUGUGCUUUGUGCUUCGAUAUGAUAACUAUAAGAAAGUAUCUAACAGUGAGGCUAUUCCACCUAAUAUACCUGGUCGUAUGCAGAAGGUGUCAUACUUCCAUUGUACCUUGAUUGGUUACUUUGUAGGUCUUUUGACAGCCACUGUAGCAUCUAGAAUUCACCGGGCUGCUCAACCUGCACUCUUGUACCUCGUUCCGUUUACACUGCUACCACUGCUCACCAUGGCUUAUUUGAAGGGUGAUUUACGGCGUAUGUGGUCAGAGCCAUUCCACUCCAAGGCAAACAGUUCUCGAUUCCUGGAAGUAUGAUGGCAUGAAGUGGAGCUAAGAGCAGGAAUGACGUACGGUGGGCACCAGAAGAUUUGUGUCAUGUGGUUUCAUUCUUCUCAUCAAGCAAAAUUGGUGCUUAAAGUGUUAACAAAAAUGGUUGUGGAAGAAUUUCCUUUUCCUUUUAUGGAAUGCAGACCCUGUACAAUUAAUCCAACCCAUCUGCAGUCUUUGGAUUAGCAACAGACUCACGCCGUACCAUGUAUAUUACAAAUGAAAAAGGAACAAGAAGCCCACCUUUUUAAUGACAAGAUGUCAAAUCUAAUCUUGUACAUAGAGCUGCCAUAUAGAAGACGCAACUUGAAGAAACCUGUUUAAAGGGACCAGCGCCAAGUCAAUGAUUGUUUGGUUUGUCUUGAACUUUAACCUGAAGAAGACAACAAGGCAGCGACAUAUCUUGAGUUCAGUAAUUAUCUGUGCGGUGACUCUUAUUUCCUCCCCUCCCCCCACAGACACGAGUUGAGUAUGCAGUAAAAUCUAUGCUGUAAUUAACUUUACACCUGACGUUUUGUUGCAAUGAUCCAGAAAGGUUAAGACGCCAAGAUGAAUCAUGUUGUGUACUUAAGUGGCCUGUUGUAAAUUUUAGCAUGUAUAGCAUUAAAUAUUGCUUCAGUAUAAGACCCACUGUUCCCUCUUCCAAGAUGCUCUUAUACCAUAAUAUGUGACUUUAGAAACGUAAUUGUAGUUUGCACUUGUACCUGUGUUCAUGACCCGAGUUGAUCUUGCACAAUUAAGAUUGGUGUAGCAAAAAAGUUAACUUUUUAUGGUUUCCCCGUUUCUUUUUUUGGUUUGAUUAAUUUAGCUAAUGCAUGUAUCAUAGCGGUACUCGUUACCUAAACCCUCUUGAUUGUAGUGGUGUAUCCUUGUAAAUAUUUCUUUUUUUGUAUACAUUUGUUCGAAUGUGCGUUGUUAGCUCUACAUAUGUUGAUAAGUGUAAUCUUGUCCAAGUUUACAAGCAGUAUCUGUUUUGUACCUUGGGUUUGUAUUUGGUUCGCAGAAUUUUUUCUGAUAGGCAUUGACUUUGGCUGCUGUGGGAGCAGCAAUUUAACAUACAAUAGAACGUGAAUCCAAACUGAAGGUUUGUGUGCCUCUAGAAUUCCUGCCAUCAUUGUACGAUCAAGAUGGCAAUUGUAGUCUUCAGACCUAGAGAUUUCCGAAUAGAGUGCAAGGCCUGGAACCAAAAUGAAUUAAUACAAACAAUGCUUCAAGUUCUUCCUCCAUGCCCACUUCUCACUGACCCAGCCCCCAACGUGUUUUCCUAAACAUACACCCACCCAGAGUGUCAGGUUAUUAUUUUUAAAGAUGGUAUUGUUUUCUUGAAAACAACAGUAAUGUUAUCGUGCCGUAGACUAGACAAGUUGAUGAAGCCAUUUUAUAGAUUCUGGCUUUGCUGAAAGCAGUCAGAUGGACUGAAUGAUUACUGUACAAUCCUUGUACAUCAGGUGUGUGUUUCUGGCCCUGGAAUUGAACAAUAUCUUUCAUCUCUAUAUAACAUGCGCAGUCAAGAUUCCUUUGUAAAUAAAACCAAAAGUUUAAGUGCA